UUUGCCUUAAGCGAAUUUAAUUAGGUUUAAACAAAUUUGCUUUCAGAUUUGUGAUCAUAAAAUGAGAAUACGUUAUUUUUAUGCGAGAUAUGCAGGUUCGUCUCACGACUCCCUUAUCUGGAAUAUAAGUUCUGCCAAACGGGUUUUAUGUGAACGUGAUAAUGCUGGUGAAGGCAACUCUUGGCUAUUAGAUGAUGCCGGCUACCCUUUGGAACCAUAUUUAAUGACACCUUAUAGGUCCGUUUCGGAAGAAAGCGCUGAGGCAAUUUUCAACACUAAACAUGCUAAAACAAGGAAUAUUAUUGAAAGAACAAUUGGAGUGCUGAAAACUCGAUUCCAUUGCUUACUUGGUGCUCGUCAGCUUCAUUAUAAGCCUGAAAAAGCAACUCAAAUCGCAAACGUUUGUGCUGCCUUGCAUAACGUUUGUAUUAAAUAUAACAUCGUAGUAUCAAAUGAUGCACCUUCGUCCACUGACAAUUUCCAUGAUAUGUUUGAUGUUGAUAUAUCCGACAACUCACAAAAUAUUCAAGCUUCGCAGAUUCGUCAACAAAUAAAAGAAAGUUUUUUGUAAAGAUUUUCAAACUUACUAUAUGUCCAUUACUUCAUAUAUGUACAUAAA
Molecule: messenger RNA, 619 nt
Organism: Anastrepha ludens (Mexican fruit fly)
Lineage: Eukaryota; Metazoa; Arthropoda; Insecta; Diptera; Tephritidae
Product: putative nuclease HARBI1
Exons: 2
Coding region: 62-571 (169 amino acids)
Source: RefSeq, a predicted model, not a curated record